This is a messenger RNA of Ogataea philodendri, 4761 nucleotides long. RefSeq lists its product as uncharacterized. NCBI's taxonomy places the organism in Eukaryota, Fungi, Ascomycota, Pichiomycetes, Pichiales, Pichiaceae. The record is from RefSeq and is a predicted model, not a curated record. Gene Ontology annotation, molecular function: ABC-type peptide transporter activity; ATP binding; ATP hydrolysis activity. Bases 1 to 4761 code for a protein of 1586 amino acids. Gene Ontology annotation, cellular component: fungal-type vacuole; fungal-type vacuole membrane. The transcript has a single exon. Gene Ontology annotation, biological process: transmembrane transport.
AUGAUUCCUUUCGAACAGAACUCGACAAUCUGCCACUCAUACUGGUACAAUGACGAUUUCACAGUUUGUGGACGUGAGUUUGCACAAUUGUGGAUCGUUUUUCCGUUAGCAAUCAGUCUAUAUUUAGUGUUGAAUAAUCUAUUCCACGUGGUUUCGGUCAAGAACAAGACCGUCAGCGCGGAACUCGAUUCUGAACAGCAGCCAUUACUAGAAGGCGAGAUUUCGGAGUAUAAUGCAACCAAAGAGGGUAGAUAUGUGUCGACCCUAGACAGACACUUUGAUAUCUCUUUGCUAAAUAGUGGAAAUGCCAAGUCCAAUGAGACAAUACGUAUUGUCUACCGUGAUACCUCUGAAAAAAUCAAGGUUGUGCUGGAAGAAGCGUUGCUGUUCUUUCAGAUCGGACUAUCGACUAUAGAGCUGCUGGAUUCGGACAAUUCUUCUUCCCUUCACAGAGCAAAGCUUGUCAACCUCGGUUUUUGGACUUAUCUAACUCUAAUAACUUCUAUUAGACUUUUCAAUGUUUCCAAAGGGUUGGGGCCCGAAUGGCUGGACUUGUGGAAACAAUGCUCGUUUCUUUACAACAUUCAAUUACCAAUAUCAGCUCUUCUGUUUAGAUCGGCGAUUCUGAACCACGUUUCAUCGUCGUUUGCAGUCAGAUUUUAUUUGCUACAAUUUGCAAUCAACGUCGCAUUGGUUUUGAUUAACGGUUUGGAAAAAUGUUCUGACAAACCAGCUCGUGUGUAUGAGAAAGAUGGAAUUCUGCCAUCUCCAGAAACGACUUCAACCUUGUUCAGUAUCAUUUCCUUUUCGUGGAUAGAUAGGAUGAUUUUCAAUGCCUAUAAAAGACCGAUCACUAUGCCAGAAAUCUGGGGACUCAGAUACCAAGACCUGGCAGAACCGUUGCUAUCCAAAUAUCACGAAUCCAGAGCUACAGCCAGAUUUGCAGCCAGACUGUUUUCCCAAUUCAAAGUGGAUCUGAUUAUGCAAUGCGUUUAUAGUGGUGUCGACUCGCUCAUGGAACUUGCUCCGCCUAUAGCUCUCAAGCAUAUUUUAGAAUAUAUCCAAGAUCCAGACCAUUCAUCCACAAGUCUAGUUUGGCUCUGGGUUAUCAUUUCGCUUGUCGGAUAUCUUUCUGAAGCUAUCUUGAUCUCCAGAUGCCAAUCUGAGGGAAGAAGAAUUGAUGCCAGAUUGAGAGCCGUUUUAGUUGGAGAGUUAUAUGCCAAAGCUUUAAGAAGAAAACUGGGAACCGGAUCAAAAACAGACGAGAAACAUGGCGAAGAAAAACCAGAGAGUCCUGAAGAAGAAACAGAGCCAGAAACAAAAGAUAUGGGAGGUGUUCUGAACUUGAUGUCUGUGGACACAUUCAAAGUGUCAGAAUUGGGUGGAAACCUGUACAACUUUACCUCGGCAAUCAGUAUGACAAUUGCAACCGUCAUUUUGCUGUACCAGCUACUUGGCUGGUCGUCUCUGAUGGGAGUUGCUACAUUAGCCUGUAUCAUUCCAACGAACUAUUUCAUCGCAAUGAGCUUUGAGAAAUACCAAACCCUGCUUCUGAGCUAUUCUGAUCAGCGGAUCCAAAAGCUCAACGAAGUGUUCCAGAACAUCAGAGUAAUCAAGUACUUUGCAUGGGAGAACAAGUUUACUGAGGCCAUCAUGAAGCUCAGAGAAAAGGAGAUUUAUUAUGUCUGGCGCAGGGCCGGGAUUUGGGCACUAGCGGUGCUCAUCUGGUACUCUGCACCGUCGUUGGUUGCACUGGUUACAUUUUUCUUCUACACGGCAGUUCAGGGCGAACGGUUGACCACCCCAGUUGCAUUCACUGCUCUGUCGCUAUUCAAUCUGUUAAGGUCACCGCUGGAUAUGCUGGGAGACUUGAUAUCGUUUGUUUUGCAAACCAAAGUCUCCAUUGGAAGAAUUGAGAAAUAUUUGAAUGAACCGGAAACUACAAAAUACGAGCAACUAACAACUCCAAGAGGCCCAAAUUCUCCUGCAAUUGGAUUUGAAAAUGCCACAUUGCACUGGUCCAAAAACUCCAAAAACUCGUUUGCUCUUAGAGACAUCAACAUCGAAUUCAAGCCGGGAAAGAUCAAUAUCAUUUUUGGUGCUACAGGAUCCGGAAAGACUUCGCUUCUUUUGGCCUUACUGGGAGAAAUGGACCUUGAAAAGGGGUCCGUGUACCUUCCAGGGGCUGAUCCAAGAGAAGAUCUCAUUCCAAAUCCAGUCACAGGGUUGACUGAAUCCGUUGCUUACUGCUCUCAAACUGCAUGGCUUUUGAACACAACGAUUAAAGAAAACAUUAUGUUUGGCUCUCCUUACGACAAAAAGAGAUUUGAUGCCGUCAUUCACUCAUGUGGAUUGACCAGGGACCUUGAGAUUCUGGAUUGGGCCGAAGAAACAGAAAUUGGAGAAAAAGGUAUCACUCUUUCAGGUGGCCAGAAACAGCGUGUCUCUUUGGCAAGAGCACUGUAUUCGUCUGCUUCCUAUGUUCUUCUUGACGAUUGUCUUUCGGCAGUUGAUUCUCACACAGCCGUCCAUAUUUACGAGAACUGCAUCAAGGGUAACCUUAUGAAGGGACGAACCUGUCUUCUUGUCUCGCAUAACGUUGCACUCACCGUCAAGGACGCUGAUCACGUGAUCCUUAUGGACAACGGACGUGUAAAAGCACAGGGGUCGGUUGGCGAGCUAUUAUCUCAGGGUCAUUUUGCAGAGGAUACAAUCAAGAGCAUGCAAAAGUCCAGAAGCGAGUCGAGCGAGCUGGAUCAAAUUCAAGAGCCCGAGCCAGAAGUUACUGCUACCAAAUCAGACUCAGUGAAGAAUGACAAAAAAUCCAAGCUGAUACAGGAAGAGACCAAGAGUGAAGGACAUGUGAAGCUUUCAGUUUACCUUGCGUACCUGAAACAUCUUGGCUCGGUUCCUUACUGGCUCUUUUUAGUUGCUACCAUAGCUGGUUCUCAAUCUGCCCUCGUUGGCCAGUCUUACUGGUUGCGUUUCUGGGCAGCUAUGGAGGAUAAAAAGAUAUCCAUUGAAUGGAAUCAGCCAAUUGGUAGCGCUAUUUUCAAAGCAUACGGGUUUGAGCUUGAGAACCAAUCAACAGUGUUCUACGUUGGAGUCUAUACUUUCAUUGGGCUGAUGUAUGCCACGAUCGUUGGAGUACGGUUUUUGACUUUCCUCUCUGGAGGUCUCAACGUUUCCAAAAGCAUGUUUGGCGAGCUACUGGAUAAAGUCCUUCAUGCCAAACUGAGGUUCUUUGAUCAGACUCCAAUUGGACGUAUCAUGAACAGGUUUUCCAAGGACGUGGAAGGAGUCGACCAGGACUUACCUGAUGCAUGGUACUCUUCGAUUAAUUGUUUACUUUCGACUGCUACCAUUCUGGCAAUGGUUUGCGUUGUGACUCCAAUUUUCAUGAUCUUUGCUAUAGUACUGCUUGCCCUAUACGGAAUGGUUGGUUCGCUUUAUCUGAACCUUUCAAGAGACUUGAAACGGUUUAACUCAAUUACCAAGUCUCCGAUCCAUCAACACUUUUCGGAAUCGCUCCAUGGAGUUGCAACCAUCAGAGCUUACGGGGAUAUCAGACGGUUCCUUAGACAGAACCUUGAUAACAUUGACACCAAUAACAGACCGUUUUGGUACAACUGGACCAGCAACAGAUGGCUUGGAUUCAGAACAGAGAUGAUUGGAACGCUCAUCUCGUUCUUUGCUUCUGUUUUCGCCGUUUCCUACGCCAGAAACCUGGAUGCAGGUCUGGCUGGUAUUUCGCUUUCCUUUGCAGUUGGAUUCCGUCAAAGCGCGGGAUGGCUGAUCAGAAUGUACUCACGGUUGGAGAUCAUGAUGAACUCCGCCGAAAGAGUGCAGGAAUACAUCGAAGAAACCCCUCAAGAGGCCGAACGCCUGCUUCCUCAAGAUCCUGUUAACUCAUGGCCAUCUAAGGGAGAAAUCGACGUUUCCAAGAUCAGCAUCAAAUACGCUCCCGGUCUGCCACGGGUCAUUGACGAUGUCUCUUUCAAGGUGAACUCUGCUGAGAAGAUUGGUGUUGUUGGUCGUACCGGUGCCGGCAAGUCGACUAUAGUGACAAGUUUCUUCAGAUUUGUCGAGCUGGAUUCUGGUAGCAUCAAGAUCGACGGCCUCGACAUUUCCAAGAUCGGGCUCACUACUUUGCGGAAGGGACUCACCAUCAUUCCUCAGGAUCCAACCUUGUUUGCAGGAACUGUUCGCUCGAAUCUGGAUAUUUUCCAAGAAUACUCCGAUCUGCAGAUGUUUGAAUCUCUUCGGAGAGUCAAUUUGAUCUCUGGACUAGAGUAUCAGGGUUUGGUCAACCAUACGUUGCCAGAUCAAUCAGCGAACACUCACGAGAAUACCAACAAGUUUUUGGAUCUGGACUCGGCGGUUUUGGAAGGCGGAUCAAAUCUCUCACAAGGAGAGAGACAGCUGAUCUGUCUUGCAAGAUCUCUUUUGAAAGUGCCCAAAAUUUUGAUGCUCGACGAAGCUACCGCUUCGAUCGAUUACGAAUCAGACGCUAAAAUCCAAACCACCAUUAGAGAAGAGUUCUCGUCGUCCACUAUUCUCACAAUUGCUCACAGACUUAAAACCAUUAUCGACUACGAUAAAAUCUUGCUACUGGAUCAAGGUAAGGUGAAAGAAUUCGACCACCCUUACAAACUGAUCACCAACGUACAAACAGAGUUCUACAAAAUGUGUGUCGAUACAGGCGAAUUGGACGAGCUAGUCCAUUUGGCGGAACAGGCAUACCAAAAACAAGUACACUAA